This is a messenger RNA of Perca fluviatilis (European perch), 3305 nucleotides long. RefSeq names its product asteroid homolog 1b (gene aste1b). The record is from RefSeq and is a predicted model, not a curated record. Bases 680 to 2896 code for a protein of 738 amino acids. Lineage: Eukaryota; Metazoa; Chordata; Actinopteri; Perciformes; Percidae. The transcript is spliced from 6 exons.
GUUCUCGCUUUCUCUCGCGAGAUGCAGCGCGAUUGUCGCAGUUCGGCAUAAGGGUUUUCUAUUUUUAAAUAUUUAACUGCCUUUCAUUUCCAUUUAUUUUUAAACUUAAUUGUGUGCGUUUUUUAUUCAGUAGUAUAUGUUUAAAAUACCCAAACUUGUUUUUUAUGCACAACAGAAUACAUACCUUUGUUACAAACCACGACUUUUACUUUGAAAUAUAACAUUUAGGAAAUAACUACCCAAGACAUGUAAAAAGGAGGAACAGAAGUGAAGUAAAUGGACAUUGAUUAGCAGCUUGUAUAAAUGCUUUUAAUGCUCUAAUUCCAAGCUACCUUUCGAAUAAUUGUUUGAAAAAGUACAAGAUAUGGCCAAAUCACUUGCCUUUAACGUUAUAUUCAAUUGUAUUGUUGCAGUAUUUUCCGUUUUGUCAUAAUUUCCCCGGAGACAGGAAAAACAAACUUCUGUGCAGCUGACUGUCGACUCAGCAGUAGCAGCGAGUUUGUUAUGAUUCUUUUCCGUCGCAUACUAUAAUUGGAUAUCUGCAAAACCGCAGACUUCACACAACCUUAGACCAACUAGCUGUCUCAACUACUCUGCGUGGCACCGAUGCACCAGCACCCCCGUGAGUAACAUAUUCAUCCUCUCACUCGCUCCCUGUUUACCUAGGCCCUAAGAUCCUAUGGGUGUCCAGGGUCUGACCACCUAUGUGGAGGGGAACAGAAACUUCCUCCAAAAUGUGAAAUUCAGGGACAGUCGCCUGGUUAUUGAUGGCUGCAGUUUGUAUUUCCGCCUCUACUUUAACCACGGUUUGGACCAGCAGCAUGGAGGGGACUAUGAUGCUUUCGCUUGCCUGCUCACUCAGUUCCUGUCUGCAUUGGCGGCUUGCAACAUCCAGCCAUUUGUGGUACUGGAUGGAGGUAUUGACCCCAGUGACAAGAAGUUUCCCACUCUGCGUCAGCGUCUGCAGUCCAAGAUAAGAGAGGCAGACAGCCUCUCCCACGGCCGCAAUGGCUCUGUUCUCCCCAUCCUCACAAGAGAUGUCUUCAUUCAGGUCCUCAUCCAGAGAGGAGUGCCAGUGGUCCAGUGUCCAGCUGAGGCUGACUGGGAAAUUGCAUGUUUGGCUCACCAGUGGAACUGCCCAGUUCUGACCAAUGACAGUGACUUUUAUAUCUUUGACCUGCCAGGUGGUUACCUGCCACACCAUUUUUUCCAGUGGACCAACCUUAAUGGUAAAGCCUCUCACCGCUACAUCUCAGCUCGAUGCUACACCACUACCAGCCUGUGUCGCUGGUUCGGUGGAAUGAACAAGGAGUUGCUACCCUUAUGUGCCGUCCUGGCUGGUAAUGAUUAUGGCACUCCAAAAGAUACUGAAACACUCCUGGGUCUGUUAGAUGCGAGUGUAUUAGGGAGAGGUGGUGGCAGGGGUAAAGGUAGAGCAUCCACUUCCCGCAUUGAGGGCUUCCUUCUCUGGCUGUCCUCUUUUUCAAAUCCAGCGGAGGCCCUGGAGGAAGUGAGCAGGCUAAUGGGGGAGGAAGGUGGAGACGUUAGGGGCAAGAGAGGACAGAAGUCUGGGCUCAGUUCACAGCUGUGGGCAGGUAUGCAGGAGUACCACAUCGCCCCUCAAAGCUCUCUGGCUUGCUGGUUCUCUGGAGGUAAGGCAGCUCCUGGAGGGCGGACCUCUGGGCUGCCCGAGUGCCUGUCGCUGGCUGCAGCUCAGGGACUGUUGGCUCCCUUGGUGGUAGAUGCUCUGGUGAUGCACAGGGUCCUGCUCAUCCCACAGGUGGAGAACAGCAAGCUAGCCAGCAGCCAUUGUAGUGCCAGCACCAUACGCCAGGCUAUAUAUGGGAUAUUACUGCAGAGAGGCCCAGAUGUCCAAGCACGGGAUAUGAGGGUACAAGAAAAAAUCAGCCAUGGUACAAGAGGUGGGAGAGGGCGAGGGGGAAGGGGGCGGGGAUGUGGUCAGGUUGGUGGAGGUAGGGGUCAGGGCACACAGCAGGGUGUAAAUGUAGGAUUCAGCAUUGAACAAGCCGCUGGUGCAGCUACAGUGCAGGCUCAGGGCUCUACUGUAGAGGAGUACGGCCGUGUGGAUCUGAACUUGAAGAAAAACCAUGUAGAGGCACAUCCGCUCAGAACCCCCCUACGUCUAGACACACUUGGCCAGGCUCCUGUGGCGGUUCGUCUUGGUGUCCUGUUAGAAGUCUUAGGGAUGAAGGAGUCUUCUCUGGUUCCUGUUCCUCUUCACUUGAGGCUGGCUGUAGCAGUGACAGCCUUCUGGCUGCGAGAGGCCAUACCAACACCCUCACAGCCCCAGCUCCAGGCUUUGGUGCUGGGCAUGAUUUACGGAGAGCUGUCCUGGAACAACCAGCCUGGAGCUGCACACUACCAGCAUGCCGUCCCACAGCUAAACUGGGCUGCAGAGCGCAACGUCUGGGCAGGGCUGGAUCGACAACGGGUGAGGCCAGGGGAGAGACGGGGUUUGGAUGUCGGAGCGGCUCACAGUUUUAGCCAAUGGCAGGCCUGCCUCUGGAGCACACUGUGUCUCAAUCAGCUAUUACUGAUGCCACUGCCUGAACCCCACCUAUCAUGGUUGUACAGUGGUACCUUGGUGCAUGGCCUCUUCAGGUAUCUGAAGGAGGGCCGAGCUGCUGAAUCCCUCCUAGCCGGGGGUUCCAUGUCGGGACAACUCUACUCCUCCCUGCUGGACGCUGUGAGGAACUGCAGCUCCAAAACCCAUCCAUCCUCUUCGGCAGCAGGGAGGAGGAAGAGAGGUGGAGGCCGGGGAAUGAGAGGAAGAGGGGGGCGUGGGAGAGGAGCAAGGGGAGGGGGGAGAGGGACUGAGGAGAUAAACAACAGGUUUGCUCUCCUGAUGAGCGACGAAGAGUCUGAUGACUAUUGAUGUGGAGGCAGAGGAAAAUGAACUGAUCGAUAUGAAACACUUGCUAGGGCCCAUAUGAGGGAGGACAUUCCUGUGUUUUAUCAGACACACUCAGGGAAUGCUAUAAAUAGUAAUUUCACAAGUGAAGAACUACACCUGUUUCUGCUUUUAGCUGAUUUAUGAAAGCUUUUAUAUCACUGUAAUUGAUGCAUGUUUUCAAUCUGACACUUUUAAUCAGUUACAUCAACACAAGAUGUAAACCGUAAAUGCAGAACAUUACUUAUUUUAUCAUCUCUGACCACAAAGUUGUAUGGCAGCUAUUGUCAUCUUAAUAAGCAACUCAUUAAAUCUUAUUUUAUUGCAGAUGCCUUCAUACUUAUGAAUUUGGUGUUCAUCUUUCUACAAUAAAAAAAAUAUAAAUCAAACGUGA